Messenger RNA from Amborella trichopoda, 2498 nucleotides. RefSeq names its product exocyst complex component EXO70H1. Gene Ontology annotation, molecular function: phosphatidylinositol-4,5-bisphosphate binding. NCBI's taxonomy places the organism in Eukaryota, Viridiplantae, Streptophyta, Magnoliopsida, Amborellales, Amborellaceae. The record is from RefSeq and is a predicted model, not a curated record. Gene Ontology annotation, cellular component: exocyst. Gene Ontology annotation, biological process: exocytosis.
AUACAAUUUCCGGUUAGAAAAAUAGCGGAAGUAGUCAAGAUAUAAUUUUAUCAGGUGAAGCACAGCUAUGGAAAUUUCAGAAUUCCUGACCAGUUAUCGCAUAAAGCUAUAUUCUGCCCUCCUCCAUAGUCAAACUUGCAAGUUUGCUCUCUUCACUAAUGACCUUGACCGCCCUCCCCCAAAUGAAACCCAGGCGUAAGCAGUCGCUUUUAUUCGGCCUCGUCAAUCCGCCUUGCCUAUAUAUACCCAUUCAUUCCUAAGCAUUUCUCACUCUUUAGUCUUCACCCAACACCAUUUCUCUCUCAUCUUCUCUCUGUAACGAAAUAAGAGAGAGAAAUACUUGCCUAAUUCCCAAACAUCUUUCCGUUUUAACUAAAUAAGAGAGAGAAAUACCUCUCUGAAUCCCCAACAUCAUUUCUCCUUGCCCUGUGAUCAAAUACAGAGACAAAAGGAAGAGCUCUGCUUCUGCUGGUUUGUAAAGUUGCAGGCAUGACGAGGCGAAGCUUGCGCGAAUUCUUGUACUCAGCGGCAUCCAUCGGAAGCGGCAGCAGUAGCGUCAGAACCCUCUCCCCAUCUCCUUCUCUGAACUCCAUGGAUCAAAGCCUGUUUGAAGCUCAGGACAUGAUCAUGAAGUGGGACGCCAACUCCUCGGCGUAUGCGAAGAUCACCUCUCUUUUCCACUCCAACCGAAAGGAGGGAAAGGAGUACCUCAGGAGGGUGGGGGAGCUCCGAAAGGUGAUGAAUGCCAUCGUCGCGGCGGACGCCAGCUCGCCGAAGCUGGUGCACGCGCAGAAGCUCAUGGAAACAGCGAUGAAGAGAUUGGAGAAGGAAUUCUAUCAGAUACUGGCCUCCAACAGGGACCACCUCGACCCGGAAUCUGUUUCUGGCCGGUCCUCUGCGCGAGCAAGCACGUCAGACUCUGAGCCCAAUGAUUCCGAGGACGAUGAAAUACAGAGGGCGGACGAGUCCAUUGCUGAGGUUGAGCGGGUAUCGUCGCUGGCCAUGUCGGACCUACAGUCGAUUGCUGAAUGCAUGAUUUCAUCUGGGUAUGGCAAGGAGUGCGUCAAGAUCUACACCCUUGUCCGGCGCUCGAUUGUUGAUGAGGGCCUCUACAAGCUCGGGGUUGAGCGCUCGAUUUCGGCGCAUAAGGUCGACUGGGUUGUCCUGGAGAUGAAGAUCAAGGUCUGGCUGCACGCUGCCAGGGUUGCCUUGAAGACCCUGUUUGCCGGGGAGAGGAUACUCUGUGACCAUGUAUUUGCUUCUUCUGAUUCGAUCCGCCAGUCCUGCUAUUCAGAGAUAGCCGCUGAGGCCGCCCUCUCCCUCUUCUCCUUUCCAGAGUCCAUCGCCAAAGGUAAGAGGGCGCCUGAAAGGAUGUUCCGGAUGCUAGACAUGUACGACGCCAUCUCCGACCUCUGGCCUGAGAUCGACGCGGUCUUCUCUGAUGAGGUAAUGGCAUCUGUUCGUUCCAAGGCUCUCUCAGCGCUGGUGAAGCUCGGCGAGACCAUCCGUCUCUUGCUCUCUGAUUUCGAAAGCGCCAUUCAGAAGGACACCUCUAAGACUCCCGUACCCGGCGCCGGCAUCCACCCCCUGACUCGCUACACCAUGAACUAUCUUGGCUUCUUGGCCGAUUACCAGGACGCUCUGGGGGAGAUUUGCGCCGACUGGCCGCUAAAUGUUCCGGAGUCCCUCCCGGAAGGCUUGCUCGAGUACUCAGCCGACUCUCUGAACUCCCCCACGUCUGCUGCAGCGGCGCGGUUGUCAUGGCUAGUCUUGGUGCUCCUCUGCAAGCUCGAUGGAAAGGCGCAGCACUACAAAGAUGUCGCACAGUCGUACCUCUUUCUCAUAAACAACCUCAACUAUGUUGUCGCGAAGGUCCAGGGCUCCGAGCUGGGCUUUUUGCUCGGCGAGGAGUGGAUCGCCAAGCACGCCGCCAAGGUGAAACAAUACGCCCCCAAGUUCGAGAGGGUCGCAUGGGGGAAGGUGAUCAUGACGUUGCAACCAGGGGAAGCCUCAUCUCUGGAGUCUAUCAAUGAUUCUGAGGCAAGAGUGAGGCUUGCGAGGUUCAAUUUCGCGUUCGAGGAGGCGAUCAGGAUGCAGUCGGGGUGGAGCAUUCCCGAUUUGAAGAUCCGGGAAGAGCUGAAAGCAACAAUAGCGCAGAGGGUGGUGCCGGCAUACCGAUCGUUCUAUGUAAGAUUGAGGUCCUCUGCUCCACAGGUGGAGAUGGUUCCGGGGAGUGGUGUGAAGUACGCACCAGAGGAUCUUGUGAACCAUAUUUCCCAUUUGUUUAGUGGCUCCAGUGUCAGCUCAGGACACUCCUCCUCGCAUUCCUCCUGAUAACUGCUGCUUCCCGGCCAUAAUCGGAUUUCAAAUUUUACACACGAUUGGUUUGGCGACUGUAAUGUUUAAGUUUUUUUGUAGAGGGCGAAAAACCAAGUUUUUCUUUUGGGAUUGUAUAAACCAUCUGUGAAAUAAAUGCAGUUAACUGAUCUCGCAUCUAA